CCUCUACAGACUCCGCCUUUUCCUGUCACAACAUGGCGGCUGUGAGGAGACACAAACACGUGGCUGCGUCUCAGCCUGGAUUUUUACCCCUAAAGUCGGACACGGGUAAAGACGGAGGGGCAAAACUCGGGCGUCGGAAACGUGUCAGCAAGAACAAGAAAAAGAACUGGAACAAAUACAGCGACGUUCAGGAUGUGGAGGAGUUUUUAGAGGACGUGAGACUCCAGGAGAGAGCGACAGGAGGGCUGAUCGCAGACAAACCAGACGAAGGUCUUUUCUUUGUGGACACGGGAGAGAAAACAAACACCACAAAUCCAGAAGCUGUAAGAAAAGUUAAACGCUCGAAGCCUCUGCAUAUAGAUCUGAUCCUGCAGCCGGAUUCCCAUGUUCCAGCACCUAAAGAUAUCUUGGCGUAUCAGUGUCCCAAUGCCAAGAAGCUGCGGCGCGUGGCCGAGAGGGCCGAGAAACUGGCCACCAUGGGCGUGCUGCCACGCAGAGAGAAGCUCCUGCAGCUACGCAAGACCUCUAAAAGCAGCAUUAAAGAGAAACCUGAACACCCCAAAGAUCCAGCGAGGAGCUUCUACGAUCUGUGGAGUGCAGACAACCCUGACACUGCAGAUCCAUACUACAUGGAGCAGACCAAGAAGAAGCUGGUGAAGAGACCAGAGAAGCUGAAUACGAAGCCCUCCAUCCUGCCUGCUGUGGAAGUCAUUGCCCCUGGAGGCUCAUACAAUCCUGAUUUUCUCUCUCACCAGACGCUGCUGCUGGAGGCUCAUGAGGCUGAGGUGAAAAAGGUGAAGGCUGAAGAGAAGCUGGAAAAGCGGCUGGCAAUAAAUAGGAUGGACGUCGCUACUGAGGAGAGCACCUUUAAAGAACAGGUCGAAGGGUUAAUCGAGGAAGACGAAGGGGACGAAACGAUAGAAAUUGCACAAACGACGGAGGAUUCCAUAGAUGCGGCCGUCGGGCCGACAGCACAGCGGGAGAAAAAAACCGAGAGACAAAGAAAGAGGGAGAAAGCAGAGAGAAUAAAGGAGCUGAAGAGGGCGCUGGACAAGAAGAAGCUCCAGAGCAGACAACAGCUGUUCCAGCUGCGCUCCAUCGGUGCAGACCUGAAGCACAGGGAGCUGAGGACCAGGAUGAGGCAGACGAAGAGGAAAGCAAAGCAGGAGGCUCAGAAAUCACUGCCACGUCGUCUGGGCAAGCUGAAGUUCCAGGAUCCCGAUCUUGAGGUGCAGUUAAGUGACGAACUCGCCGGAUCUCUCCGCACGCUGAAGCCAGAGGGCAGCGUGUUAAAAGAUCGCUUUAAGAGCUUACAGAAGAGGAACCUGAUCGAACCCAGAGAAAGGGCCAAGUUCAAGAGGAAACACAAGGUGAAGUAUGUAGAGAAACGAGCUUUCAGAGAAAUCCAGUGACCGCAGAGCCGCUUCCUUUCUGCUGUCUGUGCUGUCGGUCGUCCGGUCGUGACGCUCGAUGCCGUCCGGCGCGUCCGAUCAUCUACACCACCACCACCACCACCACCCCAGUGUGAUGAGACGACCUUCAGCAUGAGCUGAUCAGUGAUGAGCUCUCGUUCCUCCUGAGACGAUGUGGUUCUGUGCUCUAAAGAAAUAUCUCACUUUCUCCUCCUCAUGCACCGACUGGAAACAGACUUUUUCAGUGGAAGCUGCAGAUUUUCUCAGCAAUACGUCGGACUCAAAGUCCAUCACGUGGAUUAAUACGGAUAAUAAAGUAAUACUUGAUGCUGUACAUCAGA
Molecule: messenger RNA, 1753 nt
Organism: Tachysurus fulvidraco (yellow catfish)
Lineage: Eukaryota; Metazoa; Chordata; Actinopteri; Siluriformes; Bagridae
Gene: nop53
Product: NOP53 ribosome biogenesis factor
Exons: 12
Coding region: 33-1412 (459 amino acids)
Biological process (GO): rRNA processing; ribosomal large subunit assembly
Cellular component (GO): nucleolus
Molecular function (GO): 5S rRNA binding
Source: RefSeq, a predicted model, not a curated record